This is a messenger RNA of Lineus longissimus, 2868 nucleotides long. RefSeq names its product zinc finger protein 880-like. The coding region runs from base 382 to 2496 and encodes 704 amino acids. The transcript is spliced from 4 exons. NCBI's taxonomy places the organism in Eukaryota, Metazoa, Nemertea, Pilidiophora, Heteronemertea, Lineidae. The record is from RefSeq and is a predicted model, not a curated record.
CUACCGGUAUCUAUCUAGUAUUAGCUCCGAACAUUAAAAGUACAAGUACAAGUCUAGUGAAGUAGGCUAUGGGGAAGCCAUGCCUAUACACCAAGCACCCCCUCCCCCUGUUACAUGUGGGUGUGGCAACAGCAGCAUGCAUGCAUUGUAGGCCCCUACAUCCCUAUGCAUCAUGUUACAUCACAUUUGCAUGACAACAAGAGACGAGAGAGAGGCUAGAGCAACAGCCAACACGGCAAACAGCAGAGUGAGAGUGGAAGAUGAGCAGACAGCUUUUUACAUUGACAUUUUCGGCGCUUUCAUCUGCAAAUUCUGGCAAAUCUUCAUGGUUGGCCUGACUACUGAGUAGUCGUUGUUGAUGUGAUAGUUUCCAAGAAACUGAUGUUAUCAGUAUUUAACCAGAUCAUGGACAAGUAUGACGAUAGUGUUGUGAACUUGGAGUUGGAGGGUACAAUGAAGACAGAGCCAGCCGAUCUACUGACUUCAUCAAGCAUGAGUGAGCCAGUGGUGAUGAGUCCUGAUUUAAUCAUUGACUCAAACAUUUCUUGUCAACAAGUCAAUUCUGAUUUUGGGCACCUCAUUAAAGCAGAGACAAGCCUGGUUUCCGAAUCAAGUGAGACUUUAUCUAAUGCAAAUGAAAAAUCUGCUUUACCUGUGGAAAGUGAGGUGCCACAAUGUGAUAUAGUAAAUGUCAUACAUGUAAUACCGAUAGCAAAUAAAACUGUUGGGUCGCAUGGACAUGGAGGUCUGAAUGAGGAAAGAAACCUUGUCAUAGUGUCAAGUGAGACCAUGCAUGAAAAUGCAAGUGAAACAUUUGGUCAACUUGUUGGAAACACUGGUUUAGGAUGUAACAUUAUGUCCCUUCCAGAGUCUUGUAGUUCUGUCUCUGGCAUGCAGUUACAAAUUAAAUCUGAGCCUGACGAUGAAUGCAUAGUUGAGAAAUCAACAUUUGAUCUAAAUUGUGAAUCUGCCAGCAAUGAUGCCCAAGCAACAGAGUCUGCUAUUGCUGAAAUGAUGGAAGCUGACAACUGCUUGUUACCUCAUGAAUUAAAUCUUCAAAUCAACAAGGUGUGUGUAUCCAGGCCAACUGAAAGUCAACAUGUAGAUGUUGGACUGUUUGAAGUUGAAGUUGACGAUUUGUUGCAUCCACUACCGAGUGCAGGGAUAGAAACUAAUGAGGAAACUGACAAGAACUCCGCUGAUGACAAACAGAUGAAAGCUCGCAGUAGACGUGAUCCAUCGACUGUUGGGCAAUCUGCAAAGCAAUGUACCAAGCAGUCUGCUAAGCAAUCUACCAAGCUAUCUGCGAAGCAAUCUGCCAAGCAGUCUGCCAAGCGAUUAGCCAAGCGAUCAACCAAUAAAAAUGGUGGCAAGGCCGCAAAACAAGUUUCAUCUCGGAACCAGAUUGGCAAUAAAGGAUUGACAGAUCAAACGGCACUUGGGUCCCAAGGGAGUCUGGGACAACCAGACAAGGUCAUCAGUACAAGAGGACAGCAGAAAGCAGAGGGUGUUUCUUCAAAGAGACCUCUAGGAUCAAACAAGACCUGUAGGAAGGAAUCGACAGGUCUUACACCCCGGCACGAGUCUUGUGAUGGUCCGUCGCAGUUGGCGACAUCAGGUAACAAGAAGAAAAAGGAACGUCUGUCCCCAGAUGGUCCUUUACAAUUGGAUGCUGGAAAAAGUAACCAGGAGCAAGACCAGCAUCACAGAUGUAACCAGUGUGAUGAAUCAUUUGAACUGCGGUGUCACCUUGUUUGGCAUAACCGUUUGCAUCACGCUAAAAAAUCUUUUUUCUGCGACCAGUGCGCAAAGACAUUUUCACGAGGGCAUCUCCUCUUGGAACAUAAGCGUAUUCAUGAAGGAAAUGGACAAUUUGUCUGCCCCGAAUGCAACAAGGCAUUUACUAACAACUGGCAUCUUCAGCAUCACAAGUUAUCACAUUCGGACGAGAGGCCAUUCGAGUGUGACGAAUGCUCGCUUACCUUCAAAUGCAAGUUUACUCUCAAGACACAUAAAGCAAUCCACUCGGGAGCGUCUCGGCCUUUUCAGUGUGAAUUAUGUGGUCGUAAAUUCUUGCGGCUUGGUCAUCUGCAGGAACACCAGCGGGUUCACACUGGAGAAAAGCCCUUCGAGUGUGAGGAGUGUGGCCGUCGUUUCUCAAAGAAAAAUCAUCUCACCAGCCACAGACAUGUUCAUUCUGAUGCAAAACCUUUCAAAUGUGGAAUAUGUGAGAAGAUCUUUGGUGUCCAGAGGAACCUGACUGUCCAUAUGCGUGUCCACACUGGCGAAAGACCACAUAAGUGUGAUUUUGAAUCCUGUACGAAAGCAUUUACAUCCAGCAGUGAUCUGAGGCGACAUAAAAGGUCCCACACUGGUGAAAGACCAUAUGGGUGUGUCCGCUGUGGCAAAACAUUCAGACAAAGCUCCAGGAUCAAGCAACAUAAAUGCUUAGGAGUAAAACAGGAGCAAGCCUUGAAUUUGAUAAGUAGAUCUUAAAUAGUCCUCGAAAAAAGACCAAUACUGUGAUUAUGUUUUCUCUAGGAGAUCUCCGACCUGGACCAACAGUCUUGCAAUGGAAUUUGUGCGAAGGCAAGCACAAUGUAAAGUACAUGUCCUUCCUUGUCAAAGAAGACCUAUGAGACCUAUGUGGUACAUGUAGCAUUUGGGAAUUUAAUCAUUUGCCAAAGUUCAUUGUAGAAAUCAUGGUUCUUGCACUGAGCCACUGAUCAGAGGAGUAGUGUUUGCAGUAAUCGCAAAUUUGAUGAAAUUAUUACUUGUACAAUAAUGUAUGUAGUAAUGAUGACCGAGUAUGUACUAUUAUGAAAUAUGUAAUAUUGGUCAUGUAAAGGUGAUAAAUAAACAAUUGUU